AUGUCGACCUCUUCGGGCGUCCCCGAGUCCUGGAUAUCCAGUUUCUGCUCUCUUCUCGGCCAUGAAUACUUUGCCGAAGUCUCGGAGGAGUUUAUCGAGGAUGACUUCAACCUGACUGGCCUGCAGUCCCAGGUUGCCAUGUACAAGGAAGCAUUGGAGAUGAUCCUGGAUGUGGAACCAGAGGACGACGAGGAAGAGGAGGAAGAGGAGGAGGAAGAGGAUGAGAACGAGUCAGACCCAGAACGCUUGACUAGAGCAGCCAGCGAGCGGAGGCAUCACCGCAUGGCCAGCGACUUGUCCGUCAUCGAAUCCUCUGCCGAGAUGCUGUACGGCCUCAUCCACCAACGCUUUAUCUGCUCCAGGGCUGGCAUCCAGCAGAUGAGUGAAAAGUACGAGCUAGGCCAUUUUGGCUGCUGUCCCAGGACAAACUGUGACCAAGCUCGCACUCUGCCUGUCGGCCUCUCCGAUAUCCCUGGCGAGGACACGGUUAAGCUCUUCUGCCCAUCAUGUUUAGACGUUUACGUCCCGCCCAACAGCCGUUUCCAAACUGUCGACGGCGCCUUCUUUGGUCGUACUUUCGGCUCCCUCUUUCUCCUUACUUUCCCAGAAUAUGACCUUACUAAGCGCGGCAUCGAAGUGCUGUCAUCCACGAGCUCUCGUGUUAACGAAGGCGAUGGUCUCAUCAACGGCAUGUACGCAAAGAAUAUUGGCCCUGGUCUAGGUCGUGAGCAUAUAUACGAGCCUCGCAUUUAUGAUAUCAACGAGCUCGAUGAAGCCCGUCUCUACGCAGAACAGAACCCUGACUCGGAGGAUGACGACGAGAACAGCGGUCAAGCUGGUGUGAAUGGCAGAGUUAUGGUUCGUCGACGCCCUCCUGGAAACGCUCGCCUUCGCCAGAGGCAGAACAACAAUGGUAGCCCCAUGGCUCUGUCCACUAAUGGAGCUGAAUCCGAGCUGUAG
Messenger RNA from Fusarium fujikuroi IMI 58289, 960 nucleotides. RefSeq names its product probable casein kinase II beta subunit CKB1. Lineage: Eukaryota; Fungi; Ascomycota; Sordariomycetes; Hypocreales; Nectriaceae. The record is from RefSeq and is a predicted model, not a curated record. Gene Ontology annotation, cellular component: protein kinase CK2 complex; cytoplasm. The transcript is spliced from 3 exons. The coding region runs from base 1 to 960 and encodes 319 amino acids. Gene Ontology annotation, molecular function: protein kinase regulator activity.